Molecule: messenger RNA, 1277 nt
Organism: Stegostoma tigrinum
Lineage: Eukaryota; Metazoa; Chordata; Chondrichthyes; Orectolobiformes; Stegostomatidae
Gene: pmt
Product: phosphoethanolamine methyltransferase
Molecular function (GO): S-adenosylmethionine-dependent methyltransferase activity
Source: RefSeq, a predicted model, not a curated record
ACUCUGCCCACUCGUGUCUGGCUCUCUGCGUUGCUUCCCCCUGUUUGUUUGUUUUAAUUGCCUCACGGGCGGAGCUUGGCACUGCGUUCCCGAACGGAAAAGUUUUGGCUUUUCCUAUCUCCACCUUCCCCCACCACCCCCCCCCUCUCUUUAUCGCUUUGUCUCUGGUCCUGAUCUGGAUGACACCCAGGCGCCUGUUUCCCAAACGCAGGAGCAGGAGCUGCGCUCGCUCCAGGUUAGCUGUUCAUUCAGUGGACGCUUCGACUGCCACAGCGAGCCUCCUCGCUCACUCUCCCAUUUCACGUUGGAAAGACCGACCUGUUAAUAUUAGUGAAACCUGACGAGAACUUGACCAGGGAAGCACCAUGUCACAAGCAGGAGCACGGAAGACGAUGUCGGAUUUCUGGGCGGAACAUUCCAGAAAGGCCACGAUCGAGGAGAUGAUGCUAGACUCCAGCGCUGAGGUCAUCACCCAGAUUGAGAAACCCGAGAUCCUCGCUAUGCUGCCCAACUACAAGGGGCAGCGGGUGUUAGAGCUCGGAGCUGGCAUUGGGAGGUUCACGGGGCUCCUGGCCGAUGCCGCGGGCCACGUCACCGCAGUGGACUUCAUGGAGAAGUUUGUCGGCAAGAACCGGGACGUGAACGGUCGCCGCGUCAACAUCAGCUUCCUACAGGCUGACAUCACGCAGCUGGAGUUGCCAAGCAACAGCUUUGACCUGAUCUUCUCUAACUGGCUGUUCAUGUACCUGACCGAUGUGGAGCUGGUGGAUGUCACCAGGCGCCUGCUCUCCUGGCUCAGCCCGAGGGGGUACCUCUUCUAGGAAUCCUGCUUCUAUCAGUCAGGGAAUGUGAAGAGGGAGUUUAACCCGACGGUGUAUCGAACACCAGCCGAUUACAACCACAUCCUGACAUCGAGCACAGACUCAUCAGAGCGAGAGCCGGGCAUCGUCUGGGGGUUCGAGAUUGUAAUGUGUAAAUCUGUACAGGCAUACAUCAAGUUGAAGCAGAACCAGAACCAGGUUUGCUGGUUACUGCAGAAGGUGAUUCGCGAUCGAUCGGCCAAUCAGGGAUACGCGACAUUCCAGCAGUUCCUGGACAGUAAGCAGUAUUCCCGGAACAAUAUCCUGCGUUACGAGCGGAUCUUCGGGCACGGAUUUGUCAGCAGCGGGGGCCUGCUCACCACCAAGCAAUGUGUUGAGAUGUUGAAGCUGGCCCCUGGACAGUCAGUCCUAGACGUUGGGUGUGGAAUCGGAGGAAGUGACUUUUACAUGGCGAAG